AUGUCUCCACUGUGGCUGCUUCUGGGCCUCCUGGCCUUGACCGGUUCCUCUGAAAGCAGCAAUUGGGGAUGCUACGGAAACAUCCGAACCCUGAAUACCCCAGGAGCAUCUUGCGUGAUUGGAAGACGCCAUGGCCUGCCUUAUUGUGGAGUCCGUGCCUCUGAAAGGCUGGCUGAAAUAGACAGGCCAUAUCUUCUGAGAUAUCAACCCACGAUGAGAAUUGUUGGCCGGAAAUACUGUAUGGAUCCUGCAGUGAUCGCUGGCGUCUUGUCAAGGGAGUCUCAGGGUGGCAAUUUUGUGGUCGACAUGGACAACGUGGGCAAUGGAAUCGGGGUGAUACAGGACCCAAACUUCUACCCUCCCACAUCCUGGAAGAGUGAGUCCUGGGUUUCCCAGAAAACUGAGAUUCUGACAUCUAAAAUCAAAGAAAUCCAGACUAGGUUUCCAACCUGGACCCCCGACCAGUACCUGAGAGGUGGACUCUGUGCCUACAGUAAGGGUCCUAGCUUUGUCCGAAGCAACCAGGAUCUGAACUGUGACUUCUGCAAUGAUGUCCUUGCACGAGCCAAAUACUUCAAGAACCACGGCUUCUAG
Cricetulus griseus (Chinese hamster) is the source of this 594-nucleotide messenger RNA. Lineage: Eukaryota; Metazoa; Chordata; Mammalia; Rodentia; Cricetidae. The record is from RefSeq and is a predicted model, not a curated record.